AUGACUGGUGAUAGGGGUUUGGCGGCUAAGAUUGGGAUGUUACUUUGGCACAUUUGGAAGGAUAUGAAUAAGGCGGUUUGGGAGGAUGUUAUUCCUAGUCCGAGUUGUACGGUGGUUCUGGCCAAUCUAUGUCGGGAGGAGUGGGUGUUAGCUCAGGAUACCUCAUCGGCGCCUGCUGUGGAGACGACCUCUCCUGUGAGUUCUGAGUCGUGCAUGGGAUGGCAUGGCAUCCAAGCUGGCUGGGUGAGAUGUGGUGUGGAUGCGGCUUUCUUUGAGCAUGAUAAUACCAUGGGGAUUGGUAUGGUGGUGAGGAACAAUGUCGGGGAGUUUUUGGCUGGAAAGGCUAUGAAAUUUCCACGUCGUCGUGAUGUUGUAGAAGGGGAGCUCAUGGGCGUGAAGGAGGGACUUUCAUGGUUGAAGAGUCUUGGCUAUUUGCAUGGCUAUGUGUGA
Molecule: messenger RNA, 450 nt
Organism: Salvia miltiorrhiza (redroot sage)
Lineage: Eukaryota; Viridiplantae; Streptophyta; Magnoliopsida; Lamiales; Lamiaceae
Exons: 1
Coding region: 1-450 (149 amino acids)
Molecular function (GO): nucleic acid binding; RNA-DNA hybrid ribonuclease activity
Source: RefSeq, a predicted model, not a curated record